AUGUUACGACCAACUCAAAUUCUGUGCGACCGACUUGAUGAACUAAGCAAGACAACCCAGACAGUUGAUAUGAAAUACUUCUUUGCAGCGGUUUCAAUCGAUAUCAUGACUGGCUACUGCUUCGCUCAUGAGCCUCAGAAUGUCCUCAAAUCUGAUUUUGGUAAAAAAGAAAAGGACGAUGUGGACCGUUUUCUAGAAAUCAGCGCUUGGAAUUACCAUAUUCCUUGGAUUUUGUACUUUAUAUACUCCCUGCCGGAGAUGGUCAUCAGAGCUCUAGCGCCAGCUAUGACUAAUAUAUUAGAUUUGCGAGUGGCUCUAUCGAAGCAAAUUGAAGCAAUUCGAAGCGGGCAAGACGACUCUUAUAAACAUGCGAAACACCGAACGAUAUUCCAUGAUCUCCUACAAAGCAAGUUGCCGCCAAAGGAGCUGGAGACAGAUCGUCUUAAGGACGAAGCAUUCAUCCUUGUCGGAGCUGGCGCUGAUUCAACGGCCAAUACUAUCCGGGCGAUAGCUUAUCAUGUCUGUGCGAACCCGCCCAUUCGCGAGAGAUUAUAUGGCGAAUUAAAAGCCGCAAUUCCGAGCCCACGUCUAGAAGAAUUCCCGUCUAUUGCGAGACUAGAACAACUUCCAUACCUCUCGGCGGUAAUUAAAGAAGGUCUUCGACUUUGUCCACCCAUCAUUCACCGUCUCGGUCGAAGUUUCCCAGAGAAGGACCUGCUCUGCCACGACUAUAUCAUCCCCGCGGGUACACAUGUUAGCAUGACAGCAGUUUUAACUCAUCUAGACGAGAAUAUCUUUCACGACUCAAAUACUUUCCGGCCGGAACGAUGGUUAGAGGGAAAUCAUCAACUUGAGCAAUACCUAAUGCCCUUCAGCGGAGGUGUACGAGGCUGUUUGGGAAUUAAUUUGGCUCGAGCGGAGUUAUUCCUCAUCUUGGCGGCCGUGUUUCGACAGUUCAGCUUCGACAUAUCUGAGCUGAAUCGGGCACGGGACAUUGAUCUUACACGCGACUUCAUUUUAGGAGCUCCGUCUGCGGAUUCCCCAGGAACUCCAAUCAAGGUUCUGAAAAUGCCAAUUUGA
This is a messenger RNA of Penicillium riverlandense, 1080 nucleotides long. RefSeq names its product cytochrome P450. Gene Ontology annotation, molecular function: monooxygenase activity; heme binding; iron ion binding. Bases 1 to 1080 code for a protein of 359 amino acids. NCBI's taxonomy places the organism in Eukaryota, Fungi, Ascomycota, Eurotiomycetes, Eurotiales, Aspergillaceae. The record is from RefSeq and is a predicted model, not a curated record. The transcript has 4 exons.